Galendromus occidentalis (western predatory mite) is the source of this 1947-nucleotide messenger RNA. RefSeq names its product apoptosis-linked gene 2-interacting protein X 1. The record is from RefSeq and is a predicted model, not a curated record. Bases 167 to 1300 code for a protein of 377 amino acids. Gene Ontology annotation, cellular component: endosome. Lineage: Eukaryota; Metazoa; Arthropoda; Arachnida; Mesostigmata; Phytoseiidae. The transcript has a single exon. Gene Ontology annotation, biological process: protein transport to vacuole involved in ubiquitin-dependent protein catabolic process via the multivesicular body sorting pathway.
UGAAAUUCGAGAAAGAACUGUUUGCCCACAUCGUUCGUCAGCCUCCGAAUCUUGGUAUAGCUGGCGGCGCCCGCCUUUGGUGGUCCCAGGCAUACUCCAUGUGAAUCCGGAGCCUCGGACACGAAGUCCAACCAACAUCAGCAGCCACCAAGUGCUCGCUCUAAAGAUGGCAGGUUUCCUUGCAACACCUCAGAAGGGCACGGAGGCUCUGAGUUUCAAGGAGUCUCUGGAACAAGUGCUCGGAGUUUCAGUUGACGCGGAAACUCGGAAUCUAUUCAGUGGAGCCCUGAAGCAGCUGGACACCCUGCGCAUCGAUGCGGUCUCUGGACACCAACGAUUGACGGUAGGAGUUUCCCUCGAGGAAGCUCUGAGUCGUUACUUGGAUGGCUUGUGGAGUCUCGAGUCGCUCCUACCGCCCCAGAAACUCUGUGUCCAAUCUACGUGGAAAAACGCUUUCCCGAGCGGGAGCAUCAUCACGUACCACACCUACUACACGAGCGAUACGCUGUCAUUCGAAAAAGCCUGUGCGCUGUUCAAUCUGGCAGCGUGUCUGUCGAGACGUGCGGCUGAGCUGGCGGAAUCCAUGAGAGAAGAAGAUCUCCGGGAAGGGAUUAAGGCCCUGCAGAGAAGUGCCGGUAUCUUUCAGUACAUCAGACACGUGAGCCGGGUAGCUUCGAUGACGGGCAUGACCACCGACUUGAUGAGUGACUCAUUACAAGCGCUCGAGAAGCUCGCCCUCGGUCAAGCACAGGAAUGUGUUUACUUAAAAGCGUAUUCCGACAGCAAUUAUUCCCCGACAAUCUUGGCCAAGCUGAGUCAAGCAAGCGCCGAUCUCUACGAAGCGUCAUGGAAACACAUGAAAAAACAUCAACCGUGCAGCGAUCAGUGGUCCUUCGUGAUCCAGUUUAAGGAGUACGCUUUCAAAGGACUGGCUCAGUAUCAUCAAGCGCGAGCGGACAGCUCUGAGAAACGCGUCGGGGAUGAGCUGGCUCGACUACAGCUCGCCAUGGAGAUGUUCGUAAAAGCCAAUAAAUACGCGAAUUUCGUGACGAUCCUCGUUUUCGGGACACAUUGGAAGAAGCAAGCCGCUGUCAUCGAGCAGGAGUUCAAGAAACGCCAUCGUGAGAACGACCUUGUGUACAAGGAAAGAAUCACCGAGCGGAAGGAUCUUCAAGAGAUACCGGCGGUGCUACUAACUAAAACAGUGCCCCCCGAGUUCCCCCUAUGCGCAGAGGAACCUUUAUUCGAACAAUUCAAAUCGAUAUUCGAUGCUUUGGCGGCAUCAGGGGCAGUCUUCUAGGGAUCCCGGGAUUUUGUUCACAAACUCGAGCCCGCAGGGAUACUUGGGUUUUUCGGGUUUUACUUGCAUUAUGAAGCUGUCGGGACUCCUCUCGGUGUACCCUCGAUCAGCUCCUAGGAGUACCAAUAGAAUGAUGAACGACGCAACUGUAGGAGGGGAGAAGUUUGACAAGAGAAGCUUGGAUCCCUCGCACGGUGGACAGUGGGACUGGACAGCCCCGAACUACCUCCCAUGACAUCGAGCAGGUCUGUGGUCUUGUUCGUCCGUGAUCCGUGAGAGGAGUCAGGAGAGGUCUCAUGAUGCAGCUCCCUGCACUUGAUUCGGCCUCAACGUAUCCUCGUGGUCUUCUUCCUAAGCGUCAUCUGCGAGGGAUCGUCUUCCGCGGGGGACCUCGAAGUCGUCCACCUAGAGGUCAGGUCUCGAGACCUCUAUCCAGUCCUGACCCGCUUCAUCCUGCCUACGAGAGCUGCUCCUGCUGUGAUUCAAGGGCUUUUCCGCAAUGUCGGCCAUUCCUCGAGAGGUUCCUCCUUCAGAAUGUGGAAGACAGUUGAGAGUGUGAAUAUGUAAAUUUAAUGAAUAGGUAGACGAACGAUGUUCCUAGCAUGUCAAGAAGUAGUGAAUCAACGAAUAAAUUGUUGAACUUUGGG